AUGGGUCGGAGUAGAGUGGACUCCGCAGCGGCCGAGAAGGCGUGUGCAGCGGUCCGCAACGGCAGCAUGUCACGCUACGCUGCCGCUGCUGCCUUUGGGUUGACCAAGACCUCGCUACUGCGGCGCCUGAGCGGUGAGUGCGACAUUGACGCACGGGUUGGCCACGGGACUGUGCUGAUGAAAGAGGAAGAAAAUGCCCUGGAAGAUGUGCUGCUGUACGCUGGUCGGAACUAUAUUCCUCUCACGAGGAACGACCUGAAGGAGCGUGUGAGACAGCUCUGCAACGACGGCCGGCCGAUCCCAUGGGACCCCGACAAGGGCCCGGGGAAGUCGUGGUUGCAGGGCUUCCUCCGAAGGUACGAUCGCAUCAGCCUUCGACUCGCCCGCAUCUACGAGGCCAACAGGAUGACCUCGCCGGAAGAUGAUCGUCUGCACAACUUCUACAACUUCUGGCAGGAGUUCGUCAACGAGCACAAGCCAGCACCCGACCACGUUUGGAACACGGACGAGUCAGGGGGGGCAAUGUUGGUGGCCGCGGGGGAGCAGGGGGGCGUGGGCAGGGCGGCGGCAGUCCUUGCCGCGGUGGGAGAGGGGCGGGAGAGGCGGGAAUCGAUGGUGGUCAGCCGCCGGCGGCGCCCGUUUCCCGGUCGGGACGAACCCUGACGCGGACACCUGUGGUGGAUGUUUAGGUGUCUUCGAGGGGGGGUUGUUUCGUGAUGCAGAACAGCUGGUAUCCGGGUGAAAUUAGCUCCGAACGGCUUGAAGUUUGCGUGUGGAACCGAUUUCAAACCGUAGCGUGUUAAAUAUUGUUCACGAGGUUGCUUGAGGCAAUUUGGGGUCGAACAGCACCGCCGGGGGGGUCGGGACGGGCCGGCGGGCAGUUUGUCGAGAAACCCGGGGAUGCUGCACUUUUGUCCCCUGGUCUAUGUGCUUUUUUUUUUCUUCUUGUCCAACGCGUUUUCUGCAACGUUUACUUCGUUUCUCUCAACCGGCGUCUCGUGGGGGUUGAGUUGUGGGUGUAAAAUGUUCAUCUAACUGUAGCAGAUUUUUUCGGAAUUUUCUGCCGUACAAGCCGAAAAAGGGGGGUAUUACUGUACCCCAUGUCUGGACAGGCAUGAUGUCGUCCAUAUGCACAGGUAUUUGAUUGCCGCAAUUUUUUUUUUGUGAGUCCGAGUAGCACGCAUACAAGUCAUUAGUUCAUCAAAUUACUACGUUUGCAUGGUUUCAAGGCAAGAGAACACGCAGUACCACCCAAAAGGGGUAUAUUCCGUUCCUCAAAACUGGGCCGAAAAACCGGGGAUAUGGGCAUUUUGUCCCCGGGUGUGCACCAUUUUAUUUUAUUGUUUUUGUAUCGAACAUACGUCAUACUAAGAGCCUGUGUACCAAAUUUCAGGUCGUGGAACGCUUUAGAACGUGCGUAUCCGGCCACUACCGGAAAGUAGUCCUUAAUACCCCCCCCCCUCCUUUUGACCCAAAUUUUACCUAGAAUGUGAGGUAUACUUCAAGGUCUAUAUAUACUCGCCACCUUCACUUUUUUCAAUUUUUCUUUCUUUGUCAUGUAGUCUAUGUUAUAGGCUAUCGUAUGAUACCUUGAUCGCUUCAUGAAUCAUCUUGAAACCAGAAAACAAGCUGCCUAAGUGGGGGGUGCCUUAGGGGGUCCUUAAUACCCGUC
Ectocarpus sp. CCAP 1310/34 is the source of this 1672-nucleotide messenger RNA. Lineage: Eukaryota; Phaeophyceae; Ectocarpales; Ectocarpaceae. The record is from the annotation of a GenBank genome assembly.